Messenger RNA from Durusdinium trenchii, 1620 nucleotides. The record is from the annotation of a GenBank genome assembly. NCBI's taxonomy places the organism in Eukaryota, Dinophyceae, Suessiales, Symbiodiniaceae.
AUGUGGGGCGAUGCUGACUGGAUCCCUGGACAGCUCAUCGAAAAAGGAGAUGUACACUACCUCAUGGGUGACUACCUGGCGGAGACAACAAUGGCUAUCAUGGCACGACAGCGGGCCAAGGAUCCAAAGGCGGGAUUCGCCCGCGACUUCCUCUUCGUGAUUGGGAAGCAUGCCCAUGCACUGAAGAAGAAGGGGAUCAAGGUGGUGUGCAAUGCUGGUGGGAUGAACCCCUUGGGCUGCCGAGAUAUGUUGCAGAUGGCCUGCGCCAAGGUGAACCAACCUCUGAAGAUCGGCUGCGUGUUGGGAGAUGAGGUGACCUCUCGGAUUCCUGAGUUCCGAGAGCGUGGCCUUUGUGAGAUGUUCACCGGAGAGAAGAUUCCUGAGAAGGAUUGUCCCAGUGCCAAUGCAUAUUUUGGUGCUCUCCCGAUAGCUGCAGCGUUGGCCGAAGGUUGUGAUGUGGUGGUGACUGGCCGAGUCGUGGACAGUGCUCUUGCGCUGGGCAUCCUCAUGCAUGAGUUCGGCCGCUUUGGCCUCUAUGGAGCGGAGAGAUGGCGCUGGGAUCGAGCGGAGGCAUUUGAAGUAAAGGGCCCUGCCUCGCGGCCAGGCCAAGCCAGCGAAGAGGUGAGCUUUGGCAGCGUGGCGGAGCAGCUCUUGUACGAGAUUGGGGAUCCGGGCGCCUACCUGGUGCCGGACGUAGCUUGUGACUUCACGCAGGUCAAGAUCGAAGAGGUGUGCUGCACCAUACCUGAUGGCUUUGCCAGCGUUAUUCCGUUGCUGAUCGCAGGGCAUGAUGCGGCUGCGAAAGCCCGGCGGACCUUCGAGACAGUCUUGGCCAGAACGAGAAGAAAGUUGAAAGGUUUGAAGUUGGAAGACUUCCUUGAGACCCGCUUUGAGGCGCUGGGUGCUGGCCACUUUGACCCCAACGCUCGCGAGGAGGACGCGACCGAGGUGGUGGGGAAGAUUGGCUUGAAACACAACGACAAGAAAGCCAUUGCGCUUUUCCUCCGGGAGCUGCCAAGCAGCGGGGUCUCCAUGGCGCAGGGCACCACCGGCUUCGGGGCCACGGGCUUUGGUGGCAAGAUCUCUGAUGUGCUCCGGGUCUUCUCCUUGACAGUCCCCAAGACAGAGGUUGACUGUGAGGUCUGUGUAGACGAGAAGCGCUUUAUGGUGCCCGUGCCGACAGAGGGCGGUUUCCCAGGCAGUGCCAGCCGAUCUGUGGAAGCUGUUCCAGCCCAAAUGCCUGCCGGUCCCAUGGUAGCGGUUCCCCUCCGCUUCUUAGCCUGGGCUCGCAGCGGCGACAAGGGGAACAUGGCCAAUGUGGGGCUUAUUGCAAGGAAGCCAGAGUACUUGCCCAUAUUGAGACACCAGGUCACUACAGAGCGGGUGAAGGCUUACUUCUCCAGACGAGUGGAAGGAGACUGCCAACGGUUUGACCUUCCAGGGAUCGGUGCAAUGAAUUUCGUCAUGGAGGCUGCGCUGGGGGGCGGUGGUAUGUGCUCACUACACAGCGAUCCCCUCGCAAAGACCUUUGGUCAAAUCUUGCUCCUCAUGAAGGUGGAUGUACCAGCAGCUUGGAAGCUACACGAGCAGGGGCCAGUUGGGCCUCUGGCACGACUUUAA